UGAGCUGCAUCAUCUGAACUGAUGUCACAGCAUCAUGCAGCAGGUCAAACAAGGCAUCUUCUAGUAUUGCAUCCUACAGAUGUGCUGUAAACAUCAAAAGAAGACUGUGGGAGCAGGAGAUGCUGUUUUGGAAAGAAGUAAGGCUUAGCUUUCUCCAUGUUCACCAUGAGUGUGACACUUUCUCCCUUGAGGUCACAGGAUCUAGACCCCAUGGCUACUGAUGCUUCUCCCAUGGCCAUCAACUUGACACCCACUGUGGAGCAGGAUGAGGGAGAAGAGGUGAUGAAGGACAUGGAUUCAGAUCAGCAGUAUGAAAAGCCACCUCCAUUGCACACAGGGGCCGACUGGAAGAUUGUCCUUCACUUACCUGAAAUUGAGACCUGGCUCCGGAUGACAUCAGAUAGAGUCCGGGAUCUAACCCAUUCUGUCCAGCAGGACUCAGACAGCAAACAUGUGGAUGUACAUCUUGUUCAACUGAAGGAUAUUUGUGAAGACAUUUCAGAUCAUGUCGAGCAGAUCCAUGCUCUCCUCGAAACUGAAUUCUCCCUGAAGCUGCUGUCCUACUCGGUCAAUGUAAUUGUGGACAUCCAUGCAGUGCAGCUCCUCUGGCACCAGCUCAGAGUCUCAGUGCUGGUUCUGCGGGAGCGAAUUCUGCAAGGCCUGCAGGACGCCAAUGGCAAUUACACCAGGCAGACAGACAUUUUGCAAGCUUUUUCUGAGGAGACAACGGAGGGCCGACUUGAUUCACUAACAGAAGUGGAUGAUUCAGGUCAACUAACCAUCAAGUGCUCUCAAAACUAUUUGUCUCUUGAUUGUGGUAUUACUGCUUUUGAACUGUCUGACUACAGUCCAAGUGAGGAUUUGCUUGGUGGUCUGGGUGAUAUGACCUCUAACCAGGUGAAAACCAAACCCUUUGACUCUUGGAGCUACAGUGAGAUGGAAAAGGAGUUCCCAGAGCUUAUCAGAAGUGUUGGGCUACUUGCAGGAUCUACUGACCUUGUUCCCUCCAGCUCCAGUGAAGCAUUUGGUGAGGACAUGUCUGACAAAUCUCGUUCAGCAGACAGCAAAGAGGGUCAUAAAGAAAACAAUGCUUGCACAGUAGAGGAAGAGCCAGGCUCAGUGCCAGCUACGUCAUCAUCUGGGGAAGUGCUGACAAAUGCUGAUCAAUCAUCAUCUGAGUCUUUGAAACAAGACGCCCAGUCCACCUCCCAGCUUGGGCCAAAAAACCAACAGAUUUUUCCUGGUGAAAAUGCAACUCCCAAGCGGAGCAUCAGAGAUUGCUUUAAUUAUAAUGAAGAUUCUCCUACACAGCCCACAGUGCCCAAAAGAGGGCUUUUCCUUAAAGAGAAAACACUGAAGGAUCUGAAAGGCACUGUGAAGAAGAAGCAGAUGGCUGACCUCAAGCCUGAGAUGAGCAGAAGCACCCCUUCCCUGGUGGACCCCCCUGACAGAUCUAAACUCUCCCUGGUGUUGCAGUCUUCCUAUCCCAGCAGCCCAUCAGUUGCCAGCCAAUCAUAUGAGUGUUUGCACCAGGUAGGGGAUGGGAAUCUUGAAAACACCGUCAAAAACCACAUUAAAGAAAUCUCUUCUAGCCUGGGAAGGCUGAAUGAUUGCCAUAAAGAGAAAUCCCGAUUUAAAAAGUCUCGAAAGACAUCACAAGAAGCAUUUCCACGCCAAAUACCUAAGCAAGGAAGUAGUUCAGACAAACGAGCAGAAAAUGUGGGACGCACAAUUGUAACUAAUGGAAUCCCUGCGGGCACCUCCAAGGCCAUAGACACAGAUUCUGCUUCCACAUCUUCACUUGAGCCAGGUAGUCAAAAUAGCUGUAAUGCUGAAUUGCCAGUGCAGGCAGAAACUGCCAGUUUAUCUUUUUUGUCUCAAAGCAGUGAAUCCUCUGCUGGUUCAGAGAACAUCAUAUCUCCAAUUCCCCUUCUUUCAAAACACAAAAGCAAGAAAAGUACUUCUCCUCCAAAUCAUGUAACCAUGAACGGUCCAGUUGUGGAAGCCUGGUAUGGCUCCGAUGAAUACUUAGCACUGCCCUCGCACCUUAGACAGACAGAGGUCUUAGCCUUGAAAUUGGAAAACCUAACAAAGCUUCUGCCUCAGAAACCCAGAGAAAUUAUUCAGAAUAUUGAUGAUUGGGAACUCUCAGAAAUGAAUUCUGAUUCCGAGAUUUAUCCAGUGUACCAUGUCAAGAAGAAACAUAGGAGACUAGGCAGGGCAUCGCCAAGCUCGUCCAGUGACAUAGCGUCUUCCCUGGGAGAAAGCGUUGAAUCUGGACCCCUGAGUGACCUUCUUUCUGAUGAGGAGUCAUCUAUGCCUCUCUCUGGCCUGAAAAAAUACAUUAGCCAGAAGUCAGAGGGAGCUUCAUCCACUGAAAAAAACGAGAGUCACUCUGCUGCAAAAUCUGCUUUAAUUCAGAAACUGAUGCAAGAUAUUCAGCACCAAGACAACUAUGAAGCCAUAUGGGAAAAAAUUGAGGGGUUUGUAAACAAGCUGGAUGAAUUUAUUCAAUGGUUAAAUGAAGCCAUGGAAACCACGGAGAAUUGGACUCCACCCAAAGCAGAGACUGAUAGCCUUAAACUGUACCUGGAGACUCACUUGAGUUUCAAGUUGAAUGUAGACAGUCAUUGUGCUCUAAAGGAAGCUGUGGAGGAGGAAGGACACCAACUUCUUGAGCUUAUUGCGUCUCACAAAGCAGAAGGACUGAAGGACAUGCUGCGGAUGAUUGCAAGUCAAUGGAAGGAGCUGCAGAGGCAAAUCAAACGGCAACACAGCUGGAUUCUCCGGGCUCUGGAUACCAUCAAAGCUGAGAUUCUGGCUACUGAUGUGUCUGUGGAGGAUGAGGAAGGGACUGGAAGCCCCAAGGCUGAGGUUCAACUAUGCUACCUGGAAGCACAAAGAGAUGCUGUUGAGCAGAUGUCCCUCAAGCUGUACAGUGAGCAAUACACCAGCAGCAGCAAAAGGAAAGAAGAGUUUGCUGACAUGUCAAAAGUUCAUUCAGUGGGAAGCAAUGGGCUUCUGGACUUUGAUUCAGAAUAUCAGGAGCUCUGGGAUUGGCUGAUUGACAUGGAGUCCCUUGUGAUGGACAGCCACGACCUGAUGAUGUCAGAGGAGCAGCAGCAGCAGCUUUACAAGCGAUACAGUGUGGAAAUGUCCAUCAGGGACCUGAAAAAGACAGAGCUGCUUAGUAAGGUUGAAGCUUUGAAGAAAGGUGGCGUUUUACUACCAAAUGAUCUCCUUGAAAAAGUGGAUUCAAUUAAUGAAAAAUGGAAACUGCUUGGGAAAACCCUUGGAGAACAGAUUCAGGACACAAUGGUGGGACACAGUGGGUCUGGUCCUCGUGACCUACUCUCUCCUGAAAGUGGAAGCCUCGUAAGGCAGCUGGAGGUCAGGAUCAAAGAACUGAAAGGGUGGCUGAGAGAUACAGAGCUUUUCAUCUUCAAUUCUUGCCUGAGACAAGAAAAGGAAGGAACAAUGAAUGCUGAGAAACAACUGCAAUACUUUAAGUCCCUCUGUUGUGAGAUCAAGCAGCGGCGGCGUGGUGUGGCCUCUAUCCUACGCCUGUGCCAGCAUCUUCUGGAUGACCGGGAGACCUGUCAUCUGAAUGCAGACCACCAGCCCAUGCAGCUGAUCAUUGUCAAUUUGGAAAGAAGGUGGGAAGCCAUUGUCAUGCAAGCUGUCCAGUGGCAAACGCGGCUACAGAAGAAGAUGGGAAAGGAGGCUGAAACUUUGAAUGUGAUUGACCCAGGUUUGAUGGACCUAACUGGCACAAGUGAAGAUGCUCUGGAAUGGGAUGAAACUGACAUAAGUAACAAAUUGAUUAGUUUGAAUGAAGAAGCAAAUGACCUUGAUCAAGACUCCCAACUUCCUGUGCCUUCCUUGAAGCUGAAAGAGACAGGUGGAGAGGAUCCUGCUUGUGAAGAGGAGGCAGGAGACUGCUCAGGGUCUCAAUAUGCCACAAGUGUCACUGUUUCCUCUGGUCCUCACAUUUACCAGGUGUACAGUCUCCACAAUGUCGACCUUUAUGAGGACAACCACAUACCAUUCCUAAAAAACAAUCUCAAACUCAUCAGUAAGACCCAGCCUAGUAUUCUAACCAAGAGUUUCAGUAAGGACUCUUCAUUUUCAUCUACCAAAUCUCUUCCAGACCUUCUGGGGGGUUCAAACUUGGUGAAGACCUGUUUGUGCCAUGGAGGAGACAGGAGCCAGAACUCAAGCAGUGAGAGUGGAAUUGUCAGUGAGGGAGACACUGAAACCACUACCAACUCAGAAACAUGUUUGCUCACUGCAGUGGAUGGGUUGCCAUGUAACCAUGAAACAGAACAUCUGGACCCCCAAAUUGGAAAGGCUAUCGACGUUUUAACACAAAAGUUUAAAGAUGACAAGGAACACAUUAAGUUUCCAAAUAGCUCUCAGUCAACGAUUUCACCAUUGAGUUGUGUAAAUGGAAAAGUUGGAGAUUUAACCAGUGUUACCAAACAUACCCCUGAUAGUUUGGGAGAAGAAUUACAAGGAAAACAUGAUGUGUUUACAUUUUAUGAUUACUCUUACCUCCAAGCCUCAAAACUCAAGUUACCCAUGAUAAUGAAACAGUCUCAGAGUGAAAAAAUACACAGGGAGGAUCCUUUGCUUCAUGGUUUUUAUUUUGAUAAAAAAUCCUGCAAAUCUAAACAUCAGGAUACAGAGUUACAAUCAGAGACCUCUCCCCAUGAAAAUAUUUUGGCAAGUGUGUCCCAUGAUGUGGAUUACAGUUCCUAUAAAAGUGGUGAUGUAGAGAAGACAUUCACUAGCAUGCAGAAUGCCAGACCUCUCUCCCUUUUAUCCCAUAGCUCAUCUAUUGAAUCUCUUUCUCCAGGAGGUGAUUUAUUUGGGCUGGGCAUCUUUAAAAAUGGCAGUGACAGCCUCCAGCGAAGCACUUCUUUAGAAAGUUGGUUGACAUCCUAUAAAAGCAAUGAAGAUCUUUUUAGUUGUCACAGUUCAGGGGAUAUAAGUGUGAGUAGUGGCUCAGUUGGGGAACUGAGUAAAAGGACAUUAGAUCUCCUGAAUCGUUUGGAGAAUAUCCAAAGCCCCUCAGAGCAAAAGAUAAAGCGAAGCAUUUCUGAUAUCACACUCCAAAGCAGUUCCCAAAAAAUGUCCUUGAAUGGACAACUAUCUUUAGACAGAGCAUCUUCUAUCAAUGAAGAUUCCCCCACCUCACUGACAGAAUUUAGCAGUAGUGAUGAGAUUUCUCUUUGCUCAGAGGAUAUUGUGUUACACAAAAACAAGAUCCCAGAAUCAAAUGCAUCAUUCCGGAAGCGCCUGACCCAUUCGGUAGCUGAUGAAAGUGAUGUCAAUGUCAGCAUGAUUGUUAAUGUCUCUUGCACCUCUGCUUGCACUGAUGAUGAAGAUGACAGCGACCUCCUCUCCAGCUCUACCCUCACCUUGACAGAAGAAGAGCUCUGCAUCAAAGAUGAUGAUGAUGAUGACUCCAGCAUUGCAACAGACGAUGAGAUUUAUGAAGACUGCCACUUGAUGUCAGGGCUAGACUACAUAAAGAAUGAACUACAGACCUGGAUUAGACCAAAGUUUUCCAUGACAAGGGAUAAGAAAAGAUGCAAUCUUGGUGAUGAAAUAAAAGACAAUAAGGGUGUAAGUGGUAGCGAAAUGACCAAUUCAUCUGAUGCCCUCAAUAUUGAGGCCCUCCUAAAUGGGCCCAUAAAACGUCUCUCUGAAAAUAAUGGAAAUGGUAAGAAUUCAUUCCAAACCCAUCAGGCAGGAACAAAGUGUGAGAAUAAGAAAAAUCUUUUCAAAGUUAAUAAUGAUCCAUAUGUGGCUGACAUGGAAAAUGGCAAUAUUGAAAGUACUCCAGAAAGACAAGAGAUCAAAUCAGGUGGGAUAUCCUUGGAAUCAGAAACCUUUGGUUCAACUGGCAAACUAAAUUCAGAAAAUGGGCAUUGCAAGUGUAAAGCAGUUAUGGAGAGCUCAGAGGAAUCAAAUAUUGCUGAAAAGGAAAUUGAACCCCCAAGUGUUAAACGCCUUUCAAAUAAAUGUCAAAAUCACCACUGUUCUGAAAAUCAAAGUUCAGCGUCUACACCCACUGAUAAAUCUAUUUCAGAACUACCUUCUGAAACCAGAGUAGUCCAUACACAGGAUAGUGAUGUGCCCAAAUCUUCAUCUAAUGAUGUGCUGAGCACGCCUGGGAACUCUGUUGGUUGUUGCCCAGCAUUCAAACAAAGUGAAACAGAGGAAAAUGCUUCUAUCAGCGAUAUUUCCUGUUGUGACUAUGAGCCAGAUGUUUUCCAUCAGAAAGACGCUGAAGAUUGUUCAGUACACGACUUUGUUAAGGAAAUCAUUGACAUGGCUUCAACAGCCCUGAAAAGCAAAUCUCAACCUGUAAAUGAAAUGGCUGCACCGACUUCAUUAACUCAAAUCAAGGAAAAAGUGCUGGAACAUUCUCAUCGACCCCUUCAGCUGAGAAAGGGGGACUUUUAUUCCUACCUAUCACUCUCUUCACAUGACAGUGAUUGUGGAGAGGUGACCAGUUACAUAGAAGAGAAGAGCAGCACCCCAUUGCCCCCAGAUGCUACUGACUCCAGCUUAGAAGACAAGGAAGACAUUGAAUUCUUCUUUGAAGCCUGUGUUGAAGAUGGCCCUGAUGCCAAUGAGCCUUGUUUCCUCAGUUCUCUUCCAGAUGCACCUGCAGUUCCUGUUGAAGCUGUACUACCACGUCAAGCCAGAGUAGGUCCUUCUCAGUCUGGUGAGGUGCCUCACUCAGCUAAUAUUGCUCCUCUCCCUCCAAGUGGGUCUGACAAUGGAAAGGAAGUGGUUAAUUUACCCCAAGGUCCCAGUGACUCCAAGGAAAACCUAGAUUUAGCUGCUUCUUCAAGGCUUGGCAAUGAAAAAGAAAGUUCACAAAACCUAAGUGAGUAUGGGAUGGCAGGAGCAUAUAAUUUGGCUACAGCCAAAUCCAGUGUUCCAGACUUUUCCGCGAAAGAAAAGCAGUCCAAAGACAAGGCUGCAUUGCAUCCCAACCCCAAAACUUUAACCUGUGAAGAGAAUCUCCUAAACCUUCAUGAAGAACAACAUAGAAAUAUGCAUAGGUAGAAUAUAACCCUCUCCAAGCAUGAAAAUCAUCUCACUGAAAGAUAAACCUGGCUGCAACUAAGGGGUGGCCUCAUACUCCCACCCCAGCUCGUCUCUGGUCCAUCAUAUCACUGCCAUCAUUGUACUAACCUCUCCCAAGAUGAAGCUUCCUUCUGAAUGCGGUUUGUCCACAUGCGCCUUGUGAACUGGAUGUGUGCACUGGUUCUUUCUAGGUGAUCGUCUUUGAAGUUCAGCACAGCUGCUUGUUUUUGCCCAUGGAUUCCUGUCCCAGCUACCUCUUCUAACCUCGUCUCUUCAGCAAGACUUUACUUUGCCUCUGUGCUUCCCAUCUGCUCUUUAAGAUUUUACAAUUCUCAAAAAUUGAUGGUCCAUUAAUUUCACUUCUCCUGGAAUGACCCCUUGCUGAUAUUUAUUGAAUUUCAUGUUUCAAAUCUGGAUUUUUUUAAUGGUAUUAUGGCUUUGUUUUUUGACUACAGCAUAGAGAAGAAACACUGGCCCUUCUUUCAAAAUUAAGCAGCUUUUGAAAGUACCAUUUUAUUUAUUUUAUUUAAAAAUAUAUCUAUGCAGCACUUGAAGAAACUAUAUGGUGUUGUAUAUUAUAAACUUGUGAUAUUCUACUCUUCAAUUAUAUACAUUUUGUUUUUUAAUGCUUCUUAAGGUGGGAAUGAGAAAACAAUGUUUUUUAAAAAAAAUGUGUGCCUUGCUGUAUUUCUUAUGCCAUUUAUUAAAAAGCUGCUUUCAUGGUAAAAUUAUGUUGGUUUGAAUGGAGGAAAUAGCAAGGUUAAGAAGUGUGAAUAGAUUCUGUAUAUAUGUAUAACCAAGUACAAACAUUGAUGUAUAAUGACAGUAUAAAAUGCUUUAAUGUUUGUGAUGUCUAGUGAUGUGGAAAAUAUAAGCCUUAAAGCCAUUAGAUUGCAUGAUAAUUAAAAUUGGCAUAAUAAAUAUAGUUUAUUGGGGGAAAAGGAAAA
Messenger RNA from Suncus etruscus (white-toothed pygmy shrew), 8054 nucleotides. It is a transcript of the gene AKAP6, whose product is annotated as A-kinase anchoring protein 6. Gene Ontology annotation, molecular function: protein kinase A binding; transmembrane transporter binding. Lineage: Eukaryota; Metazoa; Chordata; Mammalia; Eulipotyphla; Soricidae. The record is from RefSeq and is a predicted model, not a curated record. The coding region runs from base 157 to 7086 and encodes 2309 amino acids. Gene Ontology annotation, cellular component: sarcoplasmic reticulum; perinuclear region of cytoplasm. The transcript has 15 exons.